AUGCUCUCAUUGCGCACCCUAGUCCGCCUCUGCUGCGUCGGCUCCGCCAUUGGCGGCCAACUGCACUUCAUAUCCGAAGAAAUAUGUCUGCGAUCACCACCUUCGCUGUCGCAAUGCGGGCGAGACAGGCCAGAGAAGUUCCAUGGCCUAAUGCCAAGUGCGCUCGACGUUGGUGACGCGACUGGACCAUCGCUGUUCCAUUGGGACUUCAAGCCGCGAUGCAUCACGCCCGAUGAAGCGGAUGAGCCGUUUUGUCUCUACUCAUCGCAUUCUUUCGCGAGCGGGCGAGGCAUAUCCAUAUUGACUACUCCGGAUCGCAUCGAGUCAAUUAUGCAGUUACCGGCAUUCGCCCAAUCCAACUACUCACACGGUCCUGGGACGCCCGCAUCCCCGCCAUUCGAAGAACGAGAGCUCCCGGGGCGGGGCCGAGGCUUGAUUGCAAACAAGACGGUGUUCCGCGGUGACCGAAUCUUCGCGUACACUCCAGUCCUCUUGCUAGACGAUGAGGCAUACGAGGCCCUGGACGAGGAUGAAUGGGUCAAGCUUGAGGCGGCGGCAGUCGAGCAGCUCCCUGCAGCGUCCAGGGCGGAAUUUUGGCAGCUGUUUGGCCAGCCGACGGUGAAUCCCGUCACCGAUCGGAUCAAUACAAACGCCUUUGAGAUUGAUACGGCUAAAGGCACGUUCUAUGGUGUGUUCCCAGAAAUCCGCCUCAACCACGAUUGCCGGCCAAACGCAGCCUACUUCUUCGAUGAAGAGAGCUUCACGCACUACGUGCACGCCACAACGACUGUAGCUCCCGGUACCGAGCUCACGAUCACAUACAUCGAUCCUCACAUGCCUCGGUCGCAACGGCGCCGCAGACUGUCCUCGUCAUGGGGCUUCCAAUGCACCUGCAGCUUGUGCACUGCCCACGCGAGCAUCAGCCAGGAGUCUGACUCUCGGCUCAAGCAAAUAACUGAUUUGACAGAGAGGCUAGAGAACUCGCAUUCGAGCUCCAGCGAGAUGGCGAAGACGUUGAUCAGUUUGUAUGAGCAGGAGCGCAUGCACGCCCGUGCCUUUGGACUGGAUCUGUCACAGCUGGUCCGGUUCCUCGUCUUCACGGUGUUGACCGCGCCGCCCAACUUCAUCUGGCAGCAAUUGCUCGAGAGGAGGCUUCCUGCGUACCCUGUUGAUGCGCGCAGGCAAAAGAAGCAGCAGCAGCAGCGAGACGUCGAGCUCAAGGACCUGGAGGAGGCGGCUCGCGACAGCCACAAUGCUGACCAUGGCAGCGGCAUGGUGACGCCGCGGUUCAGCUUGCGCAACACGCUGGCAAAGUGGUUUAUUGACUGCAUGACUGCGGGCGCGGUGAUGAACACGGUCGCAUUUCUGGCCAUCAUGGGCUUGCUGAAGAGUCAGCCUGGGUCGCAGAUCUGGCACAACAUAAAGACUGUAUGCCAUCCCUACGAAACGAUACCGAUAAUUGUCGCGGGCUAUAAGAUCUGGCCGAUCGCGUCCAUCAUAAGCUUCAGUUUUGUGCCGGUCCACCGUCGAAUCGUCUUUCUGAGCUUCGUCGGGCUGAUAUGGGGCAUUUACAUGAGCUUGGUCGCGGCACGUGUUUGA
Molecule: messenger RNA, 1599 nt
Organism: Purpureocillium lilacinum
Lineage: Eukaryota; Fungi; Ascomycota; Sordariomycetes; Hypocreales; Ophiocordycipitaceae
Source: RefSeq, a predicted model, not a curated record